UGUCAGGGAGGGGGAAGAGGGAGGGGAGAGAAACUCUGCAGAUUCCUGUACCAUCUCUCUUUCUCUCUUCCUCUGUCUGCAUGAGUACAGGAGAACUCAGGAUUGCUGCGCCUUUCUCUCUCUUUCUCUCUCUCUCCCACCCCUCUUUCUCUCCCUCCAAUUUCUCUCUCUUUCUCUCCAAUUUCUCUCUCUCUCUCUCCUUGCAAUUGAAGCCGGAGGGGAUCAAGAGGACGGGAUUGGCUUGUGCCAGAAGGCGAGCACAGAGAGAAGAUCGAGGAAGAAAGAGAGCUUGGAAAGCAGCCGCAGAGGAAAGCCAAGCUGCCUCUCUUGUCAAUUCUCUGGUCCAUUUGGUCGGGGAAGAAGAGCUCUGGAAGUUUGCUGCUCUUGUCUUCGCCGGAGAUGCUCCAAAGCUGGCCAAAGCUGUGCUUUUGACCCGGCUCACCUGUUACCGCGGGGUGUUGGUUUUCUCUCUCGCUUUUGGGAACUUCUGGACGGAUCUUCGGAAGAAGAAGAGGCAGUGGCGGGGCUUCUCGGAGGAGCAGCAUGGGCUGGAUCGGCUGGAUCGCUUGCCUUUGCUGCUGGGGAUGGGGAGUCUUCCUUGCGGCACAAGGACAGCAUGCCAAGAGCGACGUGCCGCGGCUAAAACUGUCCUACAAAGAAAUGUAUGAAUCCAACAAUAUAGUCAUGUUCGAUGGAUUGGUUAAUAGUUCCACUUACCACACAUUCCUUUUGGAUGAGGAGCGGAGUAGACUCUUCGUUGGAGCAAAGGAUCACGUAUUUUCUUUCAAUCUAGGCAAUAUCAAGGAAUAUCAAAAGAUUGUUUGGCCUGUAUCUCAUACCCGUCGGGAUGAAUGCAAGUGGGCUGGAAAAGAUAUUCUGAAAGAGUGUGCUAACUUCAUCAAAGUGCUGAAGGCAUAUAACCAAACUCAUCUCUAUGUCUGUGGAACUGGAGCUUUCCAUCCUGUGUGCACCUACAUUGAAGUUGGGGGUCAUCCGGAGGACAAUAUUUUUAAGCUGGAAGAUUCACAUUUUGAAAAUGGCAGAGGGAAAAGCCCCUAUGACCCUAAACUGCUGACAGCUUCUCUUUUAAUAGAUGGUGAACUUUAUUCUGGAACAGCAGCAGACUUCAUGGGGAGAGAUUUUGCCAUUUUCCGCACACUGGGACACCACCACCCAAUCAGGACAGAACAGCACGAUUCCCGGUGGCUUAAUGAUCCUAGGUUUAUUAGUGCUCAUUUGAUCCCAGAAAGCGACAACCCAGAAGAUGACAAGAUAUAUUUUUUCUUCCGUGAAAACGCAAUUGAUGGAGAACACUCUGGAAAAGCCACACAUGCCAGAAUUGGACAGAUUUGCAAGAACGACUUCGGUGGCCACAGAAGCCUUGUCAACAAAUGGACUACUUUCCUCAAAGCACGCCUAAUGUGUUCUGUGCCAGGACCCAAUGGCAUUGAUACUCAUUUUGAUGAACUCCAGGAUGUGUUUCUAAUGAACUCGAAAGACCCUAAAAAUCCAAUAAUCUAUGGAGUGUUUACAACCUCAAGCAAUAUCUUCAAAGGAUCCGCUAUCUGUAUGUAUACUAUGACUGAUGUGAGGCGGGUAUUCCUAGGUCCAUACGCUCACAGAGAUGGUCCUAACUAUCAGUGGGUUCCUUUCCAAGGAAGAGUACCAUAUCCACGGCCAGGAACUUGUCCUAGUAAAACAUUUGGCGGCUUCGAUUCAACCAAGGACCUUCCAGAUGAAGUCAUCACGUUUGCAAGAAGCCACCCUGCUAUGUACAAUCCUGUGUUCCCUAUCAACAACCGUCCCAUUAUGGUCAAAACAGAUUUGGAUUACCAGUUCACACAGAUUGUAGUUGAUCGGGUGGAUGCAGAGGAUGGCCAGUAUGAUGUUAUGUUCAUUGGAACAGAUAUUGGGACAGUUUUGAAAGUAGUUUCAAUUCCAAAGGAAACUUGGCAUGAUUUGGAAGAAGUCUUACUUGAAGAAAUGACAGUCUUUCCACCUGAAGAGGAAUAA
Anolis sagrei ordinatus is the source of this 2013-nucleotide messenger RNA. The record is from RefSeq and is a predicted model, not a curated record. NCBI's taxonomy places the organism in Eukaryota, Metazoa, Chordata, Lepidosauria, Squamata, Anolidae.